Erythranthe guttata (spotted monkey flower) is the source of this 1238-nucleotide messenger RNA. RefSeq lists its product as uncharacterized. The record is from RefSeq and is a predicted model, not a curated record. Gene Ontology annotation, cellular component: mitochondrial membrane. Gene Ontology annotation, biological process: mitochondrial proton-transporting ATP synthase complex assembly. Lineage: Eukaryota; Viridiplantae; Streptophyta; Magnoliopsida; Lamiales; Phrymaceae.
UACUCAUACAUUUUCUCCUGAAAAUUGGAAACAAAAACCCAGCAGCGAAAAUGGCGAGAGCUGCACUACUUCAGUUGCUCCGAUCUCAAUCCAGAACAUUCCGUUCAGGUAAUCGCCUCGCUAAGGUUGCUCCACAGUCCCACGCAUCCAUUGCUAAACUCAACACCAACUCCACCGCACAAUACACUCUCACACAGAGACACUGGUCAUCUCAAUCGGCACAAGACGACAGCAAGAUUAGCAUCGGGCCCCACAAAGGAAGAGAUAACGAAGGCAAAGAAGAAAAACCCUACACGGGGUUUACCUAUCACGGGCCUAUAUCAAGCACAAUCAAGAAAGUGAAGCUCCUCUCUCUCUCCACAUGCUGCCUCUCCGUUUCGCUGGGGCCCGUCAUCACUUUCAUGACAUCGCCCGACAUGAACGUGAUACUAAAGGGUGCGGUGGCAUCUUCCGUAAUAUUCCUCAGUGCUUCGACCACUGCGGCACUUCAUUGGUUCGUGAGCCCUUACAUCCACGGGCUGAAAUGGCAGCCUGGCUCAGACAGCUUUGAGGUCGAAAUGAUGUCUUGGUUGGGUACGUUUUUGCCGAAGACUAUCAAGUUUGCGGAUGUUAGGUACGCGGAGACGAAUAGGCCUUAUGUUUCGUUUAUGGCUAACGGUAACUUUUAUUUCGUGGAUGCUGAGCAUUGUCAUAAUAAGGCAUUGUUGGCAAAAUUGACCCCUCGAAAACUAGAGUCCCCUUUCAAGAACUUGUGAUUCAAUACCCCUGUGUUGCAUCGAAUUGCUAAAAAACUCCCCGUGUAAAUAAUAUUAGCAAAAAAACCCCUUAUAAUGCAUUUUGUGUUUGCACACAACCCCCAAAUAAUGAGCUUUUAGGGGGUAGUUUGCUAAUAAAAUUGAAAUCGUUGGAGGGUUUUUGCUAAUAAAAUAACACGGGGAGUUUUUCUAGCAAUUAGAGAAUUAAAACACCAGGGUGUUAAAUGCAAUCAACCCUUUUUCUUGUUUCCGGGAUUCCCUCUCGUUUCUUCCUAUUUCUGCACGCAUGCGUGGAGUUGGAUUUACGUCACAUUUUUUUGGCAGAAUUUUGUGUUGUAAAAUAAGUAUUACCGACGUAUUGUUAGGUUUUUUCGUUGCUUGAAUCAGAGAGAGACUAUACUAACAAUGCAUUUAAUCUUCAUGCGAUUCUUGAUUCGUGUUAACUACUCGAAAAGAUCUUUAUUUGCAUUGUUGAACAUCUAA